Molecule: messenger RNA, 1332 nt
Organism: Penicillium riverlandense
Lineage: Eukaryota; Fungi; Ascomycota; Eurotiomycetes; Eurotiales; Aspergillaceae
Exons: 8
Coding region: 1-1332 (443 amino acids)
Molecular function (GO): oxidoreductase activity, acting on paired donors, with incorporation or reduction of molecular oxygen; iron ion binding; heme binding
Source: RefSeq, a predicted model, not a curated record
AUGACGCUCUUGACAAGCUUCUUGGGCGCCAACUUGGGAUUGACUCUACCACAGCGCAUACUCAUGCUGUUGGGCGUACUCCUGCUGUUCCUUGCAACGAGCAUGUCGCAUUGCAUGAUCUGCAUGCGCGAUUCCGCUACCUUCCGCAAGAUCUACAACGUUGCGGCGCCAUUUCCGAAAAGUGAUUAUUACGAGCCGUUUCGCGUGCCCGGUCCAAAUAUCGAUAUUUUCGUUGAGAAAAACGAAACCUUGCACGGCAAAUUCAAGAGGCAGUUCUCACAUGUAUACAGUGCUACUGGCGUGAAGGAUCUGGACGCAAAUAUUGAUGGUUCAAUCAAGAAAUUUAUUGCGCAGAUGCAGAAAACCAAAGGGACAAAUAUUGAUCUCGGAAAGUGGUUCGAGAGGCUUUUGUUUGAUUGCAUGUGUGAUUUGACAUUUGAACAAAACCAGGGCUAUAUUGACAGUAGUCCUGAAGAUAACCCGUUCGGCGCAGUGGCACGUUUUGUCAGGCAGGCUCAUCUGUAUGGCAUGACACCGGCGUUAUUUUACUUUGCAAAAGCUUCACAAUUCGUGACCGAAAAAUUAUUUCGGUCAAAAAGAAAGCCAGAUGCGAGCAGCCGAAGUAUCGAAGCAUUCUUGCGGGGUUUUAAAGAUCCCAGCAAUGUUCAUAGGGGCAAAGCGCAACGCAAUAUCGCCUCAAAGCUAUUUCAGGUACAAGCUUCUAAGAGUUCCAACUCAUUAACAGAUGAGGAAGUGGCACACCUUGUUGAUUUUGGGGUGAAAGCUGGUGUAACAGAUGGUAGCGCUUGGUUGAACUCUGUGUUCUACCACCUGAUCCACAACCGAGACAAACUUGACAAACUUGUGCAGGAGCUUGAUCAGAAAUUAAACGCCGGGAAGUUAGACACUAUCUGCACCUCACAACAGGCUGCUGCGUGUCCUUACCUUAAUGCAGUCCUACAAGAAGCGCAACGGAUGUUUCCCAGCAUUGGUGGUAUCCUGCCUCGAGAAACACCCAGUGGCGGAAAAGAAAUACUCGGCCAGCACAUUCCAGCAGGAGUUACUAUCGGAGCUCCAGCAUUUGCGAUAAGUCGGAUGCCGGAAGUCUUUGGUGCCGACACCUCAUCUUUCAUACCCGAAAGGUGGCUUGAUGUUGGCCAACCAAAUAUGUACCUUUCGUGGUUGAUGAUGAGGAAGAUUGUACCGUCCCUUCUCUUAUCUUUGGAUUUCGAAUCUCCGGAUCCCAAGUCUGACUGGACCGUUGUUUCCGGGGCUGGCGUCCAUCAAUAUAACUUCCAUGCACGAGUCAAAAAGCGAGAGUUUAAAGAAUAA